Molecule: messenger RNA, 826 nt
Organism: Erigeron canadensis
Lineage: Eukaryota; Viridiplantae; Streptophyta; Magnoliopsida; Asterales; Asteraceae
Product: acid phosphatase 1
Exons: 3
Coding region: 28-807 (259 amino acids)
Molecular function (GO): acid phosphatase activity
Source: RefSeq, a predicted model, not a curated record
AUACAUAAACUACAACAUUUGGAUAACAUGAAGUGUCCGAAAGAAACCUUUGUGUUUUCUCUUAUUCUUGUUAUGUUAAAUAUGUUUUUGAGUACAAAGUGCUUCGAUCAUCACUCGCCUAGACAGAAAUGUGAUCAACUAGUUGAGUUGUCUCCGAGCUACUGUUUGAGUUGGAGGCUAGCUAUAGAGACAAACAAUAUACAUGGGUGGCGUACGGUUCCAGUCCAAUGUAUCCAUUAUCUUGAGGUAUACAUGCUCGGCGGGCAAUAUGAUUCGGAUCUUAAUUUGGUUUUAGAACAGAUAAUUAGUUACAUUGACGAAAUAGAUCUAUUUGAAGAUGGAUUUGAUGCUUGGAUCUUAGAUGUUGAUGAUACAUGCCUUUCAAAUAUCUUUUACUAUGAAGGCAAACGAUUUGGAGGUGACCCAUACGACCCACGUGCAUUUAAGGAAUGGGCAUCAAGAGGCUUGUGCCCGGCGAUUCUUUCAACCCUACAAUUAUUUCAUAAGUUGAUUCAACGUGGUUUUAAGGUGUUUUUGAUCAGUGGUAGGGACGAAACGACAUUAGGACAACCCACUAUUCAUAAUCUUCACCUUCAAGGGUUCUUUGGCUUUGAACAACUCAUUCUAAGGGGUGAAGCAUAUAAAGGACAAAGUGGUAUUGUUUACAAAUCAGAAAUAAGAAGGAAGUUGGUGGAACAAGGGUAUAGAAUAUGGGGAAAUGUAGGUGACCAAUGGAGUGAUCUUCAUGGUCAAUUUGUUGGCAAUAGAACUUUUAAACUUCCAAAUCCUAUGUAUUUUGUACCGUAAAUAACAAUAUCUUUUAUCA